Messenger RNA from Eimeria necatrix, 1476 nucleotides. RefSeq lists its product as hypothetical. NCBI's taxonomy places the organism in Eukaryota, Apicomplexa, Conoidasida, Eucoccidiorida, Eimeriidae. The record is from RefSeq and is a predicted model, not a curated record. The transcript has 2 exons. The coding region runs from base 1 to 1476 and encodes 491 amino acids.
AUGUUUUGUUUAAUAUCAAAAUUAGUCCAUCUGCACUGCUGCUGCUCUGCGGUGUACGUACACCUCAAACUCACUUCAAAUGACUUAAAGCUCUCGUCAGCUGCAGCACAGAAACAAAACAAAAUUAAAAUUAAAUUGAAGCCAAACCAGCAGCAGCAGCAGCAGCAGCAACAGCAGCAGCAGCAGCAACAGCAGCAACAGCAAAGUGACUACGCGCAAGGGACCGGCACAGCAGCAGCAACAGCAGCAGCAGCAGCAGCAACAGCAGCAGCAGCAGCAGCAACAGCAGCAACAGCAGCAACAGCAGCAGCAACAGCAAAUGCGACAACGAGACCGCCCAAUGCAAAUGACAAGAACAGCAGCAAGGGAUUAACGGCGCAGAAGCAGCAGCAGCAAAGACAACAACACCAGCAGAGGCAGCAACAGCAACACCAACAGCAGCAGCAGCAGCAGCAGCACACUCGACACUUAGACAGCAGUAACAGCAGCAGCAACAGCAGCACUAACAGCAGCACUAACAGCAGCACCAACAGCAGCACUAACAGCAGCACCAACAGCAGCAGCACCAACAGCAGCAGCACCAAUAGCAACAGCACCAACAGCAGCAGCACCAACAGCACCAGCACCAACAGCAGCAGCACCAACAGCAGCAGCACCAACAACAGCAGCACCAACAACAGCAGCAGCACCAACAGCAGCAGCACCAACAACAGCAGCAGCACCAACAACAGCAGCAGCACCAACAGCAGCAGCACCAACAGCAGCAGCACCAACAGCAGCAGCAGCACCAACAGCAGCACUAACAGCAGCAGCAGCACCAACAGCAGCACUAACAGCAGCAGCAGCACCAACAGCAGCACUAACAGCAGCAGCAGCACCAAUAGCAGCAGUAACAGCAGCAGCACCACUAACAACAGCAGCAACAGCAGCAACAGUGCCAACAGCAGCAGUAACAGCAGCAGCAGCAUCAGCAGCAGCAGCACCAAUAGCAGCAGCACCAACAGCAGCAGCACCAACAGCAGCAGCACCAACAGCAGCAGCACCAACAGCAGCAGUAACAGCAGCAAUACCAACAGCAGCAGUAACAGCACUAACAGUAGCCCCAAUAGCAGCAACGCCAACAGCAGCAACGCCAACAGCAGCAGCACCAACAGCAGCAGUAGCACCAACAGCAGCAGCAGCACCAACAGCAGCAGCAGCAGUAACAGCAGCAGCAGCAGCAGUAACAGCAGCAGCAGCAGCAGUAACAGCAGCAGCAGCAGUAACAGCAGCAGUAACAGCACCAGCAGUAACAGCACCAGCAGUAACAGCACCAGCAGUAACAGCAGCAGUAACAGCAGCAGCAGUAACAGCAGUAACAGCACAACACCAGCAACAGCAGCAGCAGCAGCAGCCGCAGCAGCAGCAGCAGCAGCCGCAGCAGCCGCAGCAGCAGCAGCAGCAGCAGCAGCAGCUGACCCAGUUCUUUGUGCUUGA